Phalacrocorax carbo (great cormorant) is the source of this 4465-nucleotide messenger RNA. NCBI's taxonomy places the organism in Eukaryota, Metazoa, Chordata, Aves, Suliformes, Phalacrocoracidae. The record is from RefSeq and is a predicted model, not a curated record.
AGCACCAGCAGAGGCUGGAGUCAGUCCAUCCGUAAAAGCAGAAAGAAAGAGAGAGGCUGCGAUAAAGCCAACAAAAGCAUUAGCCACGGCCCAGGCACUGGGGAGAAAGCGGGAGAAGAGCAGAGCUGCCAGAGCAUUGAGCCUCCGAGCACACAGCAGGCAGCAGCCACCACAGGGCGCAAAGGAAAGCAGCAGGCAACAGAGCUGCAGCCCCCUUGACCAAGACAGGGACUUCUUUCUGGUGGAGGAAACCCCGGGCAGAGAGGGUGAACAACUGGUGCGAUGACAGAGAGAAACUGAAGAGUGCUUGGAGCUUUCUGUUCCUAUACAGAUUUUCCCCUCUAGCUGAGCAACAGACACACCAAGAAACAUGCCUGAGCAAAGCAAUGAUUACAGGGUUGUUGUAUUUGGAGCUGGAGGAGUGGGCAAAAGUUCUUUGGUCUUGAGAUUUGUGAAGGGCACUUUCAGAGAGAGCUACAUCCCUACCAUUGAAGACACCUAUCGGCAGGUGAUCAGCUGUGAUAAGAGCAUAUGCACUUUGCAGAUAACUGACACUACAGGGAGCCAUCAAUUUCCAGCCAUGCAACGUCUUUCUAUUUCUAAAGGACAUGCUUUCAUUUUGGUUUACUCUAUCACCAGCCGACAGUCCUUGGAGGAACUCAAACCGAUCUAUGAACAAAUAUGUCAGAUUAAAGGAGACAUAGAAAGCAUUCCAAUAAUGCUCGUGGGGAACAAAAAUGAUGAGAACCAAAAUCGAGAGGUGGACAGCAGUGAAGGAGAAGCCAUGGCUAAGAAGUGGAAAUGUGCCUUCAUGGAGACCUCUGCCAAGCUGAACCACAACGUGAAAGAGUUAUUCCAAGAAUUGCUAAACCUAGAGAAACGCAGGACUGUGAGUUUACAAAUUGACGGCAAAAAAAGCAAGCAGCAGAAAAGGAAAGAGAAGCUGAAAGGCAAAUGCGUGGUGAUGUGAAAUUGCACUGGCAGGAGUCAGUCAUACAGUCUCACCUGUUGACAAUACCCAUGUAAAACCGAUAGACAGCAAACAACCAUACAAGACCCUAUUUAUCAGUAUCUGUUUUAAAAGAAAUAUUUGCGAUUUAAAAAAAUGAGUUACUGUGGUUACUAUGAAAAAAAGCCAACAACUAAAAAAACAUGUACUCUAACUAUCAGCAAAAAAAAAUCUGGAAGUAAAAGGUAGAUGGACCAGGAUAUAAUAUUUUGUAGUUUACAGAAGAGAAGAAAUUUCAUCCUUAGCAUAAUGUGGAAGAUUUGGGAAAUCAACUUCAUAUUAUUUAUGUUUGCAUAUAAAUGCAAGAGAAGGCAACAUAAAAUCUUAGAAGAAAAACAUAGAAGUGGACAGGAAGAAACCUAGAAUGUAUAAAUGCCUGCGGGGUGGCAUUAUCACACCCUUUAAGAACACUGUGGACAGACAAUUCUGUGCAAUUUUCUUCACCGACUGGUGGGGCAGUAUGCAUAAGGUAGUCUCUGAUCUGCUGGAUAAAUGAACUAUUUCAGACUAAAAGGAAGUACGGGGAUAGCAUAUUUCAUAGGAACAGAUACUUUCUCUACCCUCCCAGCAUGAGAUUUCUUUCUACUAUGAUGGGGUGUUUGAACUGAAGGACGAGGAAAGGCCAGCCCCUGUAGGAGAUAUGGGGAUCAUCUUCUUUUAUGGACCCACCACUUCAAGUAUGACCUGUACUUAUCACCCCAAUAUACUUCAGAAGAGCAGAUGCGUGCCUGCAGAAAACAUCAGACUGUAUAAAAAUGGUGUAUAUAUACAAACAGAAAUGUUCCUCAGGGAGGACUGGCUGGGGAGUCCCCUACAAAAGCCUCUAUGGGAAAGCCUCAGUUCAAAUGCUGCUGAUGGUUAGAAGAACACAUGGUGUGAUUAGUGAAUGAAUGGAAAGUCUACUGAACUGGUGGUACUCUUGGAGAGGGGUCUGUGUAGUAUACAAAAUUUUAAUCAAAUUACAGAUUAGCUGAGAGAAACUUCUUUACGGUACUAUAUUCCAAAUAGAAUGGUUUUGCAUUCAUGCACUACUAGAUCUAUUGCCUUUAUAUUGUGUGAAGUGUUUUCUAUUUACCAUUUAAACUCAUUGUUUGAACUGCUGUAACUGUUUAUAAAACCAAAUCCUAUAUUUGGAGUUAAGGCCCACAGGAGUCUCUAAGAUAAGAUUUGCUGGGAUAAGUACUACAGGAUUUGGCAUAUUAAGAGUUGCAGUCAGUACUGCGUUAUAAUGCAAUACAAAGUUCAGAAUAGAAAAAAACUGGUUCAAACCGCUCUGUCAGGGGAAACUGCUCUUCUCAAAACCUUUGGAAGGGGAAAAUGUGUACAAAAUGUGAGAUUUUCUGGAUCUCCAAAGCUUUUUUAAAUACAAAUAUGAAUGAAUAAAGUGUGUAUCCGUCUGAUAACAAAGACCAUCUAAGAUAAAAGAAGCACAUACAUUUUUUAAAGGACACAUCAAAAUUGUAUAAGCUACAAUUUGCACCUUAGGAACAGCUUUGAAAUAAUAAAAACAAACCACCAUAUUUUUGGUAAAUGUUUAUGUCAAAAUCAUACUAUGGGAACAUGCAGUCAAGUACUAGUAUUAUUAGUACACAUGCUGUUGCAUUAAAGGUAUCUUCUAGGAGCUAUUCAAAUGCAGUAUUUGCAUUUAAAAAUGUUACCUUUUUGCUCUUGGAGGUAUUGCUUUCUUACGUUCCACCUUCCAAACAAAACUGCAGACAUUUCACAGGUAAUAGCUUUAUUUGAGAAAGAAUUGCUAGAAAGGAGCACAACUUUUGUCAUUCACUCAGAAGAAAUUCUGGUGUCAUUAAAAUCAAGUGUAAAGUUCCUACUGGUUUCAAAGAAGACAGAGUUUUAUGUGUCUACUUCAUUGCAUUAGAAGAGAAAAUUGGAGGGAGCAUGAAAAAAAGUUAAGGCUUAGUAAUAAUUUCCUGGCUCUUAUACAAUGCUCUUUCUCCAUAAAUCUCAAAGCACUUUACAAAAAGGACAGCAUCGUUCAUUAUCUUAACUUUGCAGGUGAUGAAACUGAGGCACAAAGAGAGGAAGCAGCUGCACAUAGAUUACCCAGCAGGCUAGUGACAGACCCAGGAACAAAAGCAGAUCUCCUCAGUCCCAGCUGAGUGCUCGCUCUGCGUUUGGUCAGACUGCCUCUUCACAUUCUUAAAUAGUUUCUAAAACACAUAAAGAAACCUGGUAUGGCUUAUACAGCUAGGUGCAUCUUUUUCUUGUCAGUCUGUCAAUAGAUCAAAGAGUAUUUCCAGAUCAGGGACGGAAAACAGUUAAAAGCACUAUGUUUAGUAAGACUUUCAUACAUGUUUAUACAUCUACUCUGUUUGUAAGCUAGUGGCUGAAGAUACUCAUCUUCACAGCAUGGGAUUCCACUGUCGAAACUGGAAAAUCAAAACACUGAGCACACUUAAGGAGUAAUGGGUCACAUGCAGAGAUAAGCAGUACAGAGGCCUCCUGCUGAUGUUAACACACCAGUUCCAAAGGUCAUCAUCCAUGGCACAUGCCUAAGCAGCCAGCAUAGAAUGAUGAAAGAAACUCAGAAUAAAAAAGGCCAUAUAAAGACAAAGAUAAUGUUAAUAUUUUUACUUUAACUGGAGGAAUUAUUUACCCAGUAAAGAAUCUUGCAGAAUUAGAACAUAGGGGACCUGAAUUAGACUCAGAAAGUUAUGACUGCAAGGAUAUUACACGCUGAAAUUUGGCCCUGGACAUUUUUUGAAUGUGCCUCAUAGCAAGAAAAUAGAAUUGUAUGGCAAAGGUGGAAAUAAAACAAGUAACCACUAAUUGUUAGGCUUGAGGAUCUUCUCUAAUUCACAGCUGAUUCCUCAUCUGCCACAUAAUAAGCCAUGAAUUAUUUAAUGAACUUGCAUGUAUCAAAGCAAGGCCAGUACAGAAACAAUAUUACUCAUGGACCACAGACAAGAGAACAUAUUUUAUACCCUUACAUUGUCAUCCUAGUUUAUGCUACUAGAUUUUACAUAAGUUACAUAUUUGUGAGCUGGUUUAAAACAUUUGUUUUGCUAUUACUUAUACAAUCUUUUUUUCUGGUGGUUUUUUUUUUUUUUGUUUGUUUGUUUUUUAACACAGGGAAAAAACUGUAAGGUAAAUAAAGAAAAUACACAGCUUUAUUACAUUUUGUGUUUUCUUUGGGAAUGUGAUAUCAGUGUAAUAGAAUCUUUAAAAUGUACAGAAAAGAUAUGACAUAUUUAAAACAUAUAAGAUCUACAGUGAAUUUUAGCACCCAGAAAACAUUAUCUGGACAAAAUUACUCUUUACAAAGCAUGAAUUUUUUAGGUAUAUAUGAAAUAUUAAGAUACAUAGUUACCUUGAAAAUGUGUUGUUGCGAUUUCAUUAGCAAAUAAUUUAUUCAAAAACUCUGGAUAUGAAGUCAUUUGUGCCUACAAGUUUCUAUGUUUCUGGUGAUGUUCUGAACAUACAAAAUAAAGUUUUAAA